Pelobates fuscus (common spadefoot toad) is the source of this 687-nucleotide messenger RNA. RefSeq names its product calcium and integrin binding family member 3 (gene CIB3). The record is from RefSeq and is a predicted model, not a curated record. Bases 59 to 622 code for a protein of 187 amino acids. NCBI's taxonomy places the organism in Eukaryota, Metazoa, Chordata, Amphibia, Anura, Pelobatidae. Gene Ontology annotation, biological process: calcium ion homeostasis. The transcript is spliced from 6 exons. Gene Ontology annotation, molecular function: calcium ion binding; magnesium ion binding.
AGCUGGGUAACAGAGAGAAAGUGAUGGUUUCUUGAAUCAAAAAAAACAGAAACAGGCAAUGGGAAACAAACAAACUAUUUUUACUGCCGAACAGCUUGAUACCUACCAAGAUUGUACCUUCUUUACAAGAAAAGAAAUACUCAGACUUUUCCACAGAUAUCGAGACCUGGCACCGCAGCUCGUUCCUGAUGACUACACAAGUAAACCAGAUGUGCGGAUUCCUUAUGAACUUAUCGGCAGUAUGCCAGAACUCAAGGACAACCCUUUCCGCCAGCGUAUAGCUGAGGUUUUUUCAGAAGACGGUGAGGGAAAUAUGACAUUGGAUGACUUCUUAGAUAUGUUUUCAGUGCUCAGUGAAAUGGCGCCCAGAGACCUAAAGGCAUAUUAUGCAUUUAAAAUAUAUGAUUUCAAUAAUGAUGACUACAUAUGUAAAUCAGACUUGGAAAAGACACUUAAUAAGCUUACCAGGAAUGAACUAACUCCAGAAGAAGUGUGUCUAGUAUGUGACAAGGUGAUUGAUGAGGCUGAUGUUGACAAUGAUGGAAAAUUAUCUUUGGAAGAUUUCCAGCAUAUGAUUGUCAGAGCUCCGGAUUUUCUCAGCACUUUCCAUAUUCGAAUUUAACUUCAAUCAAUAAUCUCGAAAUGGGUUUUGAAAAGAGUGGAUCUGGUUUCCAUGAAAUGCACAUC